UGAAACUGUUAAACUUCCCUAUCCUCAUUUGAAUAUGUGCCAAAUAAUUUUGUUUGGACAUUGACCAAUAAUUUGAAGAUAUUUCACCUAGAAAGCAUUAUAUACAUUUAUUUGCUCUAUACAUAACGGAAAAAGUAAUUGAUGUUAUCAUACUAAAAAGAUGGCAUCUAAACUUAAGGAUUAUAUUGUUUACUACAAAAAGAAAUUGGAACGAAAUACGGAUGAAGAUAUAAUUCUAAAUUCAAUUCAUAAACUUGCAAAGAUCCAUAUGACAUGUGAACUGCUCCAAGAAACUGGCGUUGGUAAAGCGAUUCGAAACUGCUCCAAGAAAUCAGGAAAAAUUGGUGAUAAAGCAAGAAUUUUAUAUCAAAAAUGGAAAAGUAUCAUUGCUGAAAGCCUACGGACCUCUACGAAAGUACCAGCUGUGAAAUCUGAUAAUAAAAAAGAUCAUUCUAGCAAAGACAGAACUAAAAUACAUUAUAAAGCAUCUGGACUAGAAGUUGACUCGUUUGGCUGUGAUAGCUCUAAAAAAACUUCUAAUAAUUUUGUUUCAGUAAAUGAUAACAGUUCUCACUUAAACGAGAAAUAUGUUAUAGAUCUGAGUGAGGAUUCAUCACAUGAAGAAUCUGAUGGCGUUUCUAAAUGUAUUGAUAACCAUCCUCUGUAUAGCAUCAGUUUAGAUAAUAGUACCAACCACCCUGAACUAAGUGCUGGAAGCCAAAGUAAUUCUUCAAAGAAGGGAUACAUGGAAAAAUUGAAACACACUGUCCAUAGCCAAAAAUCUAUUUCUCACACUUCAUCAAAUAAAUAUAAAUCAGAAUAUAUUUCUGAAAAAUCAAGCUGUGAUACUUCCAAAUCCAAGAAAAUAAAAACUGACGACAUGCAAUUGACUACUCAAGAGUGCAAGUCAUAUAAAAUUGGUGAUUCUAAAACUUUCAGAACAACAAAGGACAUGGAUCAAGAUAAAAUCCUUAGACUAUCUUCCAAGCCAUGCAAGUUAAAAAGAACUAAGGAAGAAAAUAAACAGGAGUUCAAAUCUGAAAAAAGUAAGAAUUCUGUUGAUUCAAAGAAAAAAACAUCCAAGUCUAAACAUAUUAGUUCAAACAUUUCAGCAAAUAAGCUUUAUGAUGAAGACAAAUCAAAAUUAAAGUUGAACCUUAAAGUAACGGAAGAAUUUACAUCAUCUGAAGUCAGCUUUGAAGAUUGUUUGGGCUUUAAUGAUAUGAUAUCCAUUCCAAAGAAAAAGACUUGUUCAAAGUCUAUGAAAAAGAAAAAGUUUGAUGUUGGACAUAAAAUCAAUUACAGCAGCUCUCUAGUCAGUUUUGAAGAUUGUUUAGGAUUAAAUGACAUCAUUUCUGCUCCAAAGAAAAAGAUUUGUUCUAAAUCCAGGAAAAAGAAAGAGUUUGUUGAUGAAUCUGAAAUGAAUUGUGAUGACUCUCGAGUAGCAAAUAAAAACCCACGGAUGAUCGAGACAGUUCCUGUAGUUGUUGAUAUUGCUAAUACACCAAACUAUCGAUCAUUUGUGCAUAAAAGCCCAGAAUUUCCCGUGGAGAAAAAGAAAGUUUUAACUAAUGAAGAUGCUAUUAGAUUUAUCUCGUCAAAGAAAGAGAAAACUGCUGUAUACUCUGGAAGAAGACACAGUAACAUAACAAAAGUGCCAACAUUAUUCAAUGCUUGUCUUGAAGUACUCGCCAAUAAUAUUGAUGCAAUUGAAUGUUUCGGGGGGACCCCGUACUUUUUGGUUAAACCUCUGUUGGAGCGUUGCACUCCUGCUCAACUUUUAAACAUUGAAAAUUUUAAUCCACAUUUUCUUGAUGAAACUCAAGACUUAUGGGAGAUGCACUGCAAUAGAGAUUUUCGAAAUAUGAAGCCAGAUGAAAGUGAAACAUGGAGAGAUAUGUAUUUGCGUGCAAUAGACGAAAGAGAAAAGCGAUUGAAAAGUAUUACUGCAAAUAUAUCUGCUUCAAUGUCAAAAUCUGCUCCUUCGGUACGUAAAGCCAAGCUUGCAUACAUGGAUUCAGCGGUAAAACCUCCUAGAGAUGUUGCUCGUAGGCAAGCCAGGCAUGGUACUGCUUUACCAGUGAAAAAACUGGUAAAAGUAAGUCCUCCAUCCAAGUUCGCUCCAAGGCUUACUGAUCCAGCUAUAAAUGUUGGUACGUCUACUAGCACUGCUCCAGCUAUAAAUGCUGGUGCGUCUACUAGCACUGCUCCAACUGUAAAUACUGAUGCUUCUACUAUUGAAGUUAUAACUUUAAAAAAAUCUAAAGUUGCUCCUUUGAUGGCAAAGACAUUAAAAACUUUAAAGCAAUGUUUCAGACGCUAGUAAAUUUCAAUUUGCACAAAAGACUUUCAUUCUUUAUAAGUGCAUAGAAAAUAAACAUUAUACAAUUUGUUCCAGAUAUUUUUAAAGAAUAAUGCUUCAAAAAAAAAAAAAAAAAAAAACUGAUAACUUAUAAAAAUGUUAUACAAAAGUGAAACUGCUUGAUUAUUUUGACUAGGAAAUAUGCGCUUCUGUUGGAAAAAGAAGGGAAAAUAAAGACUGAUAAAAUUGAUAAGUUAAAAGUAUUUUGAUUGGUGUUUGUACUCUUUAGUAUUAAAAUUAAUGUGAUUUUUACCCAGUACUUCAUUAUGCAUGGGGCUGAAAAAAAUUUCUUGAAGUACUUUUAUCUGCAUUGUGUUUAAAUUUUUAAUUAUGACUAUUAUACAUUGACAAAUGUUUUAAAAUAUUAUUUCUAGCUCACUAAGCAGGGAUUGAAAUUAAAAGUGGUUCACAGGUCCGUAACCACAAAAACACCCAUCAAACCAACAGAAUAUAGAUUUUAUUGGUCCGUUCCAACCUUCGUUCCAAAAAUUUUAAAUAGUAAUUUUUUUUAACUGUUAACUUUUGAGAAAAUGUUUCAACCUUUAUUUAAAGAUACAUUAAUGCAUUUCUACACAUCGUUUCUGCCAUCCUAUUGCCUUCAUCCCCAAACUACAGAAAUAAGACUAUUCACUGAAUUCCUUUUAACUAGUAUUGGUGAAUGGAAAAAUGCCCAUUUCCUUCUCUUAGAUAUAGCUUAAACAUGUCUGAAAAUUGACUCAUUUUGUCAUAAAUAUGACAAACAAUUAAUAUCAAUUUUCUUUUACAUCCCCCCCCUUUCCCCCUUCAAUUUGCCAUUACAGUAGAAGACUGUUAUAACGCACACCUUUGGGACCAGAGUUUUAUCUAUAGGGUGAGUAUUAAAGCACUAAUUAUACAAUUAGUCAUUCACAAAUAAAUAUGCUUCAGAAUUAAAAGAAAUUGAGUUAUCCUGCAGUUCUGUGACUUCAAAGCUUUCAUAACAGCUGCAUUUUCAAGAACCAUAUCUGAUAUUUCCUUUUUACUGUGAAUAUUAAUUUUUAUUUAAAAGCUUUGAAUUAAGGUGGAAAGAUGAAACACUGUUUCAAAAUUUAAUUUGCUGAACAGUUUUAUAUUUGCAAGGCAAAACAAAGGAAUUUUCUAAACUUCAAAACCUAUUGUUUACUUUUGAAAGGUUGUGCCAUUUAUAGAGAAUAGUGUUAUAUAGAUCAGCGUUAUAAAGGUAUUCUACUGUAUUUAAAACCAGAAUGCAAGAUUAGACCACUACUGAACGUGCUUACAGUAAAACCUGACUACAACAAUACUGUUGGGACCAAAAAAAAAUAUCGUAAUAAAUAAUGUUAUCAUUAUAUUGUUUCAUUAUUCAUGCUGACAUUUUUGUAGGGCCAAAAAACAAUAUUGUUAUAGACAGGUUAUCGUUAUAGACGGGUUUCACUGUACGCAUCAGUGACAUUUUGUGCUUACCGAACCACUGGACCAGUGACUAAUUUUUAUAAAUUUCUACCCCUGCUCAGUAUGAUACACAUGCUGUAUUAAAACUACAAAUGGCUUAAAAAGAACUAUUAAAUGCAAUGUUUUGACAUACUCUAUGUUUGAAAAUAAUUGAAUUUUGAAUUAUCAUUUCCAUUUUGAUAACUCUGAGUAAUUGUCUUGUCUUGACUUCAAACAACGUAUUUAUCAUUAAUUAAAUGCCUAGUGUGUGUAAACGUGAUAAAAAAUCAAUUAAGUUUUAACAUUUUAUGCAUGCAAAAAUCUUUUUUCUAUGAUAUAAUAGGAGAAUAAUUAUGAAACUCUCUUUAAAAAUAACUCUCUUUUUCUCUUCAUGAAUCUUAUCAACUCUUAAAACAUUAUAAAGCAUACAUUUUCUAAAGUGACUUUUUCAUGCGUGAAUAUUUUGUGCAUGCUGCCAGUAGUUUUGUCAAACAUGUUAAUAUUUAUGCAAAUAAAUAUUUAUUUAUCAGCUGAUUUAAAUUUUAUUUCGUAUUUUUCAUGCAAUAAAAAAGU
Messenger RNA from Uloborus diversus, 4342 nucleotides. RefSeq names its product transcription elongation factor B polypeptide 3-like. Gene Ontology annotation, cellular component: nucleus; elongin complex. Bases 161 to 2323 code for a protein of 720 amino acids. The transcript has a single exon. Gene Ontology annotation, biological process: transcription elongation by RNA polymerase II. Lineage: Eukaryota; Metazoa; Arthropoda; Arachnida; Araneae; Uloboridae. The record is from RefSeq and is a predicted model, not a curated record.